Molecule: messenger RNA, 702 nt
Organism: Rotaria sordida
Lineage: Eukaryota; Metazoa; Rotifera; Eurotatoria; Philodinida; Philodinidae
Source: the annotation of a GenBank genome assembly
AUGCCACGAUCAAGAAGUGUAACACCAUCAUCGCGACGUUCACGUUCACGUUCACCUCUAUCUGAUCAUGAUAGUAGUGACGAACGAACAAAUGAAUAUCGUGUUCAUAUUGCUGAAUUAACACCAGGUGUUCAAGAAAAUGACAUACGUAAAUUAUUUCAACGUUUUGGUACACUUCUCGAUGUUUGGGUUGCUAGUGCAUCAUGUUUUGCGUUUGUGGUUUAUAAAUAUAAAGAAGAGGCUCAAAAAGCUAUUGAUCGUAUGGAUGGAAGAUCAUUUGGAAAUAAUCGUUUAAAAGUAACAUGGGCUCGACCACGAACUCGAAAUCGUUCUCAUCGUCAAGAUCCAAAUAUGCGUUGUUAUAAAUGUGGACAACGCGGACAUUUUAGUCGUGAAUGUGAUGGUCAAAUGACAGAAAGACGUUUACCACGUCGUCGUGACAAUGAUUAUGGUCAAUAUCCAUCAUCAAACUAUAAUCAGUAUUCGAGGUCACGUACACCAUAUACAUCACAACCAUUGCCACCACCAGCAUAUUUUCGUCAUGGAAUGCCAAUGUAUCCAUCAUUCUCACGACGUUAUGAUCCUAAUAUAGAUGGAUAUUUUCCAUCAUCGGAACGAUCAAAUGGUCAUGAAUAUCGUUAUCGAGAUCGUGGUACACGAUUAACACCACCAUCGACAAGUGGAAGAUAUAAUCGCCGAUAA